Messenger RNA from Calidris pugnax (ruff), 575 nucleotides. It is a transcript of the gene TMEM98, whose product is annotated as transmembrane protein 98. The coding region runs from base 152 to 568 and encodes 138 amino acids. The transcript has 4 exons. Gene Ontology annotation, cellular component: endoplasmic reticulum. Lineage: Eukaryota; Metazoa; Chordata; Aves; Charadriiformes; Scolopacidae. The record is from RefSeq and is a predicted model, not a curated record.
UCGUGGAGCAUUUGGGGGUGCAGGGUUGGGGGGGGACAAGAGCAUCUGUGGGGUUCCUGACCCCUCCCUGUGCCACAGACCCCGCCGUGCUGAGAUGUCACCGGACGCCUGAGCCACCCACCCCUUCCCCUGCAGUGGGGACCAGCCAGCCAUGGAGACGGUGGUCAUCGUGGCCAUCGGGGUGUUGGCCACCAUCUUCUUGGCCUCCUUCGUGGCGCUGGUGGUGGUCUGCCGGCAGCGGUACUGCCACCCCAAAGACCUGCGGCACCACUACGACACCAAACCCAUCGUGGACCUGAUGGGGACCACCGAGACGCCAUCGGAGCCCUCGGAGCUGGAGUUGGACGACGUGGUCAUCACCAACCCCCACAUCGAGGCCAUCCUGGAGAACGAGGACUGGGUCGAGGACGCCUCGGGUCUGGUGUCCCACUGCAUCGCCAUCCUGAAGAUCUGCCACACGCUGACGGAGAAGCUGGUGGCCAUGACCAUGGGCUCGGGUGCCCGCGUGAAGUCCCCCGCCAGCCUGGGUGACAUCAUCGUGGUGGCCAAACGCAUCAGCCCCAGGUGACAGGGGG